This is a messenger RNA of Prosopis cineraria, 926 nucleotides long. RefSeq lists its product as uncharacterized. NCBI's taxonomy places the organism in Eukaryota, Viridiplantae, Streptophyta, Magnoliopsida, Fabales, Fabaceae. The transcript has a single exon. The coding region runs from base 294 to 767 and encodes 157 amino acids. The record is from RefSeq and is a predicted model, not a curated record.
GUUUGUCUGAUCUCUUUGUCUUAUAAUGCCUAUGCAAAUUCUCGCAUGUACCAGGUCUUCUUUACCUAACUUGUCCGUCAUUUUCUUUCCGUGUUUGUUUUCAAAGCCAAAAGCUAACAAAUUGUAUUCCAGCCUCAUGUUGAAGGCGUUGUCCUUUUGAGUGCUGAUGACGUUAAGAUCAGUCCAGUGCUAUUAAUUUUGUCAUACUCCAUAUAUAAGGAUUAAGAAGGCCACUCAAUCAUCAAACUUCACCAAAUAGCGAAACACUUCAACUCUUAAGCUUGGAGCAAUCGAUGGAUGGAUCGAUGAGUACUGGUAAUGAUUCUUCCCAAGGAAACGUGCCCUUCUCAUGGGAAAAGAAGGCCGGCGUGUCCAAGGUACACCAACCAGAGAGCCUCACGAGAGAGGAAGAGCUGCUGCAUAAUCUACCACCUCCGCCUUGCACGACGGAAGUAGGCGGCGGCGGCAAGAUGAACUGUGGAGUUCAAGAUAUUCAGAAUAUUCCACUGCCUCCGUGCGCGUUUCAGCCUCCUUUCUACAGAACGUCAUCAAAAAAGGGACUGUGGGUGCAAGACGACGAUCCUUUCUUGGCUGCUUACAGAGAGUGCACCAAGACUCGAAAACUCGGUCGCAACAAGAACAACCGUGAAUCGGUGUUGAGGAAGAGCAUGUCGUUCUUCUCCUGUAAGCGAUCCUGCGCUGUUCGGAACAAUAACUUGGUCAGGAUCUCUCACGUCUCAGUCCCACACAACGUCCAUAAAGAUUAAUUCAUCUUUGUGUCAGCCUAGGUUUUUGUCUUGUUCCAGGGCCGUUUGCUAUUCGCUGUUCUGCGCUUUCCUUCGUCUUUCUUCAUUUAUAUAUACUAUAGAAAGGAAAAUUUGUAAACAACAUUUAGACAGUGCAAUUCACGACUUUUCCAAUUUCAA